Molecule: messenger RNA, 1752 nt
Organism: Ananas comosus (pineapple)
Lineage: Eukaryota; Viridiplantae; Streptophyta; Magnoliopsida; Poales; Bromeliaceae
Product: SEC12-like protein 1
Exons: 10
Coding region: 202-1422 (406 amino acids)
Biological process (GO): protein secretion
Cellular component (GO): endoplasmic reticulum membrane
Molecular function (GO): GTPase activator activity; protein binding; guanyl-nucleotide exchange factor activity
Source: RefSeq, a predicted model, not a curated record
AAGAACAACCGGAGCCGCAAAACAGCAUCUAGGCAGGGAUUAUUCCUCGCCCGCUCGUCUCUUCCUUUUCGCACUCUUGGGUUUCAUCGUCUUUUAUUGUUAAUAAAAACUCUAUAAUCCAAUCUUUUUCCUAUAAAUUAAGAUCGAGGAGAUAACAAGAAAAGGAAAAAAAAAAAAAUAAAGGAAAAAAGAAAAAGAAAAAUGAGAGGGGAAUUAGGGGCGACGAGGGGAGAGGAGGAGGAGGAGUGGGAGCUGCUCCUCCCGUCGGAGCCGCGGGAGCGCGCCACGUGUGCGGCGUGGAUUCGCCGGCGGGACAGCCGCGUCCUCGUGGUGAUGGGCAGGGCCUCUUCUUCUUCUUCUUCUUCUUCCCCUCCCUCGCUCGACAUCUUCUCCUUCGACCCCAAAACCACCUCCCUUUCCCCCGAACCCUUGGUGAGGUUUCCGAUUCCGGGAGAGGGCGCCGAUCCCCUGCAGUUCGCGGUGCACCCGAGCGGCGACGAGUUCGUCUGCGCCACCAAGAACGGUUGCAAAUUAUUUAAAUUGGUUUAUCAGGAAUUUGGCGUACGUAUCCUUUCUAGGGAAACUCCACCUCUUGAAUCUGUGGGUCUCCAGAAGUGCCUGGCUUUUAGCACAGAUGGUACUAAAUUUGCCAUGGGGGGUGAGGACGGGCAUCUCAGAAUAUUACACUGGCCAAGCAUGAAUGUUUGUUUGGAUGAACCUAGAGCUCAUAAAUCAUUUCGGGAUAUGGAUAUCAGCUUAGACUCAGAGUUUUUGGUGUCGACAUCCACUGAUGGUUCUGCAAGAAUAUGGAAGAUAAAUGAUGGUGCCCCACUGACUAAUUUGACUCGAAAUUCGAAUGAGAAGAUUGAAUGUUGUCGGUUUUCUCGGGAUGGAACUAAACCUUUCCUGUUUUGCACUAUUGAGAAAAAUGGUAAAGUCGUAACUGCUGUUUGGGAUAUCAGUACGUGGAAUAGAAUUGGAUACAAAAGACUACUUGGAAAGCCUGUUUCUGUUCUAUCGAUUAGCUUAGAUGGAAAGUACCUAGCAUUAGGGAGCAACGAUGGUGACUUUUGUGUAGCUGAAGUAAAGAAGAUGGAGAUAUCCCACUGGAGCAAGAAGAUUCAUCUUGGCACACGAAUUUCUUCUAUCGAGUUUUGUCCUACAGAAAGAGUUGUGAUUUCCACUUCGUCGCAAUGGGGACCCAUGGUCACAAAACUCAACGUACCUGGCGAUUGGAAGGAGUGGCAAAUCUACCUAGUACUCCUGUCGCUAUUUCUGGCCUCGGCUAUUCUAUGCUAUAUAUUCUACGAGAACUCCGAUUCAUUCUGGAACUUCCCGCUCGGAAGGCACCAACCUGCAAAACCUUGGAACACCUUCAAGCCGAUCGAUCCUUCGCAGAUUCCAGAUGAUCAGGAUUGGUGACUAUCUAGAAUUACUUAACUUAUCCUUCCACUCGGACAAUACUUUUCUUCUUUUGGUUUCUUGAACUCGACUACGGGCUACGCAACGAUAAUGCUUCCACCAUGGGAUUUUUUUAUUUUUUUUGGACUUGUUGAAUUUACACUGAUCUUAUCGCGUCUUUUUGGUGCUUCUUAUGUCGAUAAUCCGAUGAUAAAAGGCGGGUUUAUUUGUGGUAACACUGGUAAUGUAUUAUUAAAUAGAUUUAAAGGAUGGUUGUGUCUCCUAAUGAUUUCUAGCUCUGUAUUUCUUUUUAAAAUAAUUCGAAUAAGAAUAAUUUGGAUUGAUCAGAAA